UUAUCGCGAGCAGGCGAGCAGACGAGCAAGGCAGGUCGAGUCGGGGCGGUGUGCGAUGCGGAAGAGUGGGAGAUUGGAAAAGGUGACGAAUCGAAGAGUCGGCAGAUGGAGAGCGACGAGAGUUAAUUUGCGCUGUGGCAAGGGACGACGAGUCGACGUGGUUGCGGUGAAGGGUGGCGAAAAAAAAUGACGACGGCGGCAGAUGGGCAAACACUUGCCUGUCCGAGGGAGGGUUCGCGAGAUGCAGCGUUCGUAGAGUUUGCAAAGCAGAAAGAAACAGUUGCAGGCAUCAUCCUCGCCCGCCAUCAUCACCCCCAAACCACCAUCUACAACCACAACCACCUAACCACCACCGUCUCCCCACCCAGAUCAUCUCACUCGCUCACAUCGCUCGCAUCGCUCGCACAUACCUCCCCGCUGCGACCACCCCACGCCCCUCGCGCCGAAUCACCACACGUGCGACGCAGCCCCGAGCGUCCCGGCCUCCACCCACUCCGCGCCGCCGCCCAAGCCUACCAGCCACUCGUUCUGCCACCCACGUCCGCUUUCCCGGCACCUGACACACCAUGCAUGCGUGCAUGACGAUGUGAUCUGUAGUACGCGCGAAGCGAGCGAGCUGCAAGCUGCAGCACUAGAAGCCAUGUGCUGGCUGGUGCUGCUUUCCAUCUCUCCACCACCUCGCGCACAAAUAGAGUGAUCGU
Molecule: messenger RNA, 701 nt
Organism: Aplosporella prunicola CBS 121167
Lineage: Eukaryota; Fungi; Ascomycota; Dothideomycetes; Botryosphaeriales; Aplosporellaceae
Exons: 1
Coding region: 187-582 (131 amino acids)
Source: RefSeq, a predicted model, not a curated record